AUGUCGACAAACGGGCAGAACUCUCGGCCAGGGACCCCACGGAAACGAUCUGAGAGUGUUGCCGUUCACUCUCACCCGGAAUCGAUGUCGUCUGUUUACGGUGGAUUUGAAGGAAGAGACCGGUCGCAGUCGGUCACACAACCAGAGGGCUCACAGGGACAGCUUCCUAGUACGGGCUUCGACGCUGUGGAUCGAGUUUUUCCAAUUCGAUCCGUAGUAUCCGUGGACCGUAAGGCGGCCGACCAGGCAGCACAAGCGCGUUCAGCAGUGUCACCCACUCGCGAAGGUGCCAUGCAAUACCCGAUCAUCGAUAGCCAAACUUGGAACGAGCUACAAUCCCAAUCGUCGCAUCCCCGCUCCGAACCGGGUCCAACCAUCCCCACGGAUACCAUUCGACAUGAAACACAUGCUACCGACGAUACAACGGAAUUGGCCACACAUUCGAUGGCGUCUCACGUGAAUCAGCACCCGGAAACAUAUGCACAGGAAAAAAGUGAAAGCCAGUCGGGAAGCGCCACAACCGCGAUGCCAGGAUCUCAACCAACAACACGACCCAAUGAACCCUAUGAUCAUGUCACGGCUCGAUUUACCCACGUCAUAACCGACAGCGGCCACGCUGUGAUUACAGGAAGGGAUGGGAAGUCAUUUCAAUAUUGUGAGGAUGAACCAAUCCGAGUACCCGGGGCUAUCCAGAGCUUUGGCGUGAUGAUUGCCAUGCGCGAGGAGGCCCCAAACAAGCUCGUUGUACGAGUGGUCAGUGAGAAUUCGGAACAGUUAAUGGGUUAUACGCCAAAGCAACUUUUUGAAGUGGACAACUUUUGUGAUAUUUUGGGCGAUGAACAAGCGGAUACUUUGCUUGAUCAUGUCGAUUUUGUCCGUGAUGAUGCCUACGACCCCAGUGUGGACGGUCCUGAAGUCUUCAUCCUGACAAUCCGAACCCCGUCAGGUGAUAAACGCCGCUUUUGGUGUGCGGCACAUGUUAGUCCAUCUCAGAAAGACCUGAUAAUCUGUGAAUUUGAGUUAGAGGAAGACGAGCUCAAUCCAUUAAAUGUGGAUGGUCAAGCCACUCCUGCCACUCCUGCAGACACAAUGGGUGCUUUUCCUACCCCGGAGCAAUUUGCUGCGAGUACGAUCAACAUCAGCCAACCCCUACGUGUUCUCCGAAAUGCUCGGCGAAGAAGGGGAGAGGCUGCUGCGAUGGACGUCUUUAGCAUCUUCACUCAGGUUCAAGAGCAAUUAGGUCGGGCCAACGAUUUGAACCAAUUGCUUAACACCACGGCUGGCCUGGUGAAGGAGUUGACUGGCUUCCACCGAGUCCUGAUAUAUCAGUUUGAUAGCAGCUGGAAUGGCCUUGUUGUUGCUGAGUUGGUCGACCCCAAAGUCACGAUUGAUCUCUACAAGGGUCUCCAUUUCCCAGCAUCCGAUAUCCCUGCACAGGCCCGUGAACUCUACAAGAUUAAUAAAGUUCGUCUUCUAUACGAUCGGGACCAUAUCACAUCUCGUCUUGUGUGUCGAACAUUAGAGGACCUGGAAUCUCCAUUAGACAUGACCCAUGCCUUUCUACGGGCCAUGUCUCCUAUUCAUGUCAAAUACCUCGCACAUAUGCAGGUUCGCUCGUCCAUGUCGAUAAGUGUUAACGCUUUCAAUGAUCUCUGGGGUCUUAUUUCAUGCCAUUCUUAUGGAACGGCUGGCAUGCGUGUCUCUUUUCCUAUUCGAAAGAUGUGUCGUUUGAUUGGUGACACUGUCUCGCGAAACAUCGAACGCUUAUCGUACGCAUCUCGAUUGCAGGCACGAAAGCUGAUCAAUACUGUCCCUACCGAGGCCAAUCCAUCUGGUUACAUUAUCGCUUCCUCGGACGACUUACUGCAACUCUUUGAUGCAGACUACGGGGCCCUUUCCAUUCGCGAUGAAACAAAGAUUCUCGGAGACAAUGCCCAUUCACAAGAGGUCCUUGCCUUACUGGAAUUUAUUCGCAUGCGUCAAAUAAAUGCAGUCCUGGCUUCACAUGAUAUCAUCAAAGAUUUUCCUGAUCUACAUUAUGGGCCUGGACUUAAGGCGAUUUCAGGACUGUUAUAUGUUCCACUUUCCACUGGAGGCAGCGACUUUAUCUGCUUUUUCCGCAAAGGCCAAUUAACUGAAAUUAAAUGGGCCGGCAAUCCCUACGAAAUCGCCAAACGGAAAGAAACGGCAGGAUACUUGGAACCACGUGAAAGUUUCACGGCAUGGCGGGAGACAGUUCUGAGCCAGUCACGCGAAUGGUCUGAAUCAGAUGUGGAAACUGCCGCGGUCCUGUGCCUUGUCUAUGGUAAAUUCAUCAAAGUGUGGCGACAAAAAGAGGCUGCAAUGCAGACUUCUCAACUAACGCGCUUACUUCUCGCCAAUUCUGCGCAUGAGGUCCGCACGCCUUUGAAUGCAAUCAUCAAUUACUUGGAAAUUGCACUAGAGGGCGCUUUGGACGCGGAGACUCGUGAAAGCUUGACUAAGUCACACUCGGCCUCCAAGUCUCUCAUUUAUGUUAUCAACGAUCUCCUUGAUCUGACAAAUACCGAGACAGGGCAAGCUCUCAUCAAGGACGAAGCCUUUGAUUUGAGAUACACUCUACAGGAAGCCUAUGACAUGCUUUCAGGAGAAGCCAAGCGUAAGAAUAUCGCAUUUUCUAUCUCCAUCCAGCCCGGUAUUCCCUCCAGGGUCAUUGGAGAUCAGCGGCGGAUACGUCAAGUCUUCUCGAACAUUAUCUCCAAUGCUAUCCAACAGACCGCAUCCGGUGCAGUGAUAGUGGAUAUGUGGCGGUCGGCCAACCAAGAUUCGAGCGACCACAUUGCAGUGGAGAUGAUGGUUGUUGAUACAGGGGCCGGGAUGUCAAAAACGAAGCUCGAGGCACUUUUCUCAGAACUGGAGCAAGUUUCCACCGAAAAUAAUGAAGGAGAAGAUGAGAAACAACUUGUGGACGAUCAACCCCAGCAACAACGCGUGCUUGGCUUAGGCCUUGCCCUCGUGGCCAGAAUUGUAUACAGCAUGAAGGGCCAACUUGGAGUCAAAUCCGAAGAGGGCAAGGGUAGUCGCUUCAAGGUCAAAUUGCAGUUCGGUCUGCCAGAUGGAUCCUCAGUUGAUACGCCUACCGAGUCCAACAUCCCUCCUCAUGCGACUAUUCCCCCUACGCCCAUGAUAUCAGACCAGGAAUUCACUUUGCCGCGAGGUGGAAACGAACAACGCGAACCUCGUCGUGAUGACCGGCGAAGAAGCUCGGAGAGUUUGCGAUCCGGGGGCAGCUCUCGAAGCGGACGAAGCCAUGCGGAUCGACUUAUUAGCGCCAUGCAGGAGCCGCCUCUUCUCAAGCGAGCGCCUAGUGAGACCUCAGACAUAUACAGAUUCAGACAUUCUACUAGUCCUCAGAGCACUGGUUAUCUGCAGUCCUCGGUGGGGUCGCCCUCACAUUCGCACCAAAGAUCGCCAUCAAAUGUUCAGCAGGAUCCACUUGCUACUCUAUCUACCGUGACGCAUACACCGCCAUUGACUCUACAACCCAUGUUAACUCCGCCGAUUCCAGGUACUGAGAAUAUCAGAGACUCGGGUGUGCCAAUGGGCCCUGUGCGAAUUUCAGAGCGCAAGCCCAAGUCCUCGAUUUCCUAUCUGAGGGAACAAUCCUACUUUCCUCCGGUGUCCCCUCGGCCUACCGAUCCUUGCGAGACAAUGUCAACUGUGGAUAAGUCUUCCACAACAUCAGCGUCAAUGGCCCUUAGCAAUUCACAGCCUCUGCGUGUGCUUGUUGCGGAAGAUGACCCAAUCAAUAGCAAAAUCAUACAUAAACGCCUCACCAAGUUGGGGCACACUGUUGAGCUCACGGGCAAUGGCGAAGCUUGUGCAACUGCGUUUUCUACGCACAGUGGAGCUUUCGACGUCGUCUUGAUGGAUAUUCAGAUGCCCAUUGCAGACGGCUAUGCUGCUACCCAGAUGAUUCGCGAGUUUGAAUCCAAGGCAGGCCUUGAGGCGCUCUCCAGCAUAGCCCGCAGCAACUCCCGCAUCCCGAUUUUUGCAGUCUCGGCUUCGCUUUUGGAAUCCGAAAAACAGAAAUAUAUCGAUACUGGAUUUGAUGGCUGGGUUAUGAAACCGAUUAGCUUUUCUCGACUGAAUGUCCUUUUCGGUGGAAUAUUUGAGACCGAGGCUAAAGAACAAGCCACAUAUCAACCAGGUCAUUGGGAGAUUGGCGGCUGGUUCUAA
Molecule: messenger RNA, 4218 nt
Organism: Penicillium verhagenii
Lineage: Eukaryota; Fungi; Ascomycota; Eurotiomycetes; Eurotiales; Aspergillaceae
Gene: fphA
Product: putative sensor histidine kinase/response regulator
Exons: 1
Coding region: 1-4218 (1405 amino acids)
Biological process (GO): regulation of DNA-templated transcription; phosphorelay signal transduction system; detection of visible light
Molecular function (GO): protein binding; phosphorelay sensor kinase activity
Source: RefSeq, a predicted model, not a curated record